Molecule: messenger RNA, 609 nt
Organism: Colletotrichum higginsianum IMI 349063
Lineage: Eukaryota; Fungi; Ascomycota; Sordariomycetes; Glomerellales; Glomerellaceae
Product: Duf567 domain protein
Exons: 2
Coding region: 1-609 (202 amino acids)
Source: RefSeq, a predicted model, not a curated record
AUGGCCGCGCCCGCAGUGCACCACCUCCCGCAGGCCGGCAACUCGGUCGGCAUCUUCCCGCAGAUGACGGCGCGGCAGAGCGAGACGCUCGUGCUCAAGGAGAAGAUGCUGUCCCUGACGGGCGACAGUUUCGACAUCAAGCUCGCCAACGGGCAGCCUAUCCUCCGCGUGCAGGGCAAGGCGCUGUCCAUCUCGGGCCGCAAGUCCGUCUACGACAUGGCGGGCAACCACCUGUUCGACAUCGCCAAGGAGCACUUGCACAUUCACACGACCUUCGUGGCGCAGGAUCCUCAAGGGAACAAGAUCAUGGAGGUCAAAAGCAGCUUUGCGCUCAUCGGGUCCAAGGCGACGGCGACCUUCAUAUCCCCGCACUCGGGCAAAAGCGAAACCCUCGAGAUGAAGGGCAACUGGCUGUCGACGCAGGCCGACAUCGUUGACACGACGACGGGCCAGGUGCUGGGCCGGAUCGACCGCAACAUGCUGCGGGUGCGCGACUUCCUGGGAGGCAAGCAGACGUACGCGCUGACGGUGGCGCCGGGCGUCGACAUGGCCCUCAUGUGCGCCCUGUGCAUCUGUCUGGACGAGAAGAAGAACGACCAGAAGGGUUGA